This is a messenger RNA of Anolis carolinensis (green anole), 851 nucleotides long. It is a transcript of the gene arl2, whose product is annotated as ADP ribosylation factor like GTPase 2. Gene Ontology annotation, cellular component: cytoplasm; microtubule cytoskeleton. The record is from RefSeq and is a predicted model, not a curated record. The coding region runs from base 93 to 647 and encodes 184 amino acids. NCBI's taxonomy places the organism in Eukaryota, Metazoa, Chordata, Lepidosauria, Squamata, Anolidae. The transcript has 5 exons. Gene Ontology annotation, molecular function: GTPase activity; GTP binding. Gene Ontology annotation, biological process: protein folding.
CUUCGACACACUUUGCCUCUUUGGUGCCGGGUGGGCGGAGCCAAGGGAUCCCGGGAGGGGGCGUGGCCAGCCCUUCUUCCUCCGCGCGCGCCAUGGGCCUGCUCAGCAUCCUGAAGAAGAUGCGGCAGAAGGAGAGGGAGCUGCGGCUCCUGAUGCUAGGCCUGGACAACGCAGGCAAAACGACCAUCUUAAAGAAGUUCAACGGGGAAGAGAUCGACACCAUCUCGCCCACUUUGGGCUUCAACAUCAAGACGCUGGAGCAUCGCGACUUCAAGCUCAACAUCUGGGACGUGGGGGGCCAGAAGUCCCUGCGCUCCUAUUGGCGCAACUAUUUUGAGAGCACGGACGGGCUCAUCUGGGUGGUGGACAGCGCUGACCACCCGCGGCUGGAGGACUGCAAGCGGGAGCUGCAGAGUCUUCUGGUGGAAGAGCGCUUGGCCGGAGCCACGCUGCUCAUCUUUGCCAACAAGCAGGACUUGCCGGGCGCUUUGACCGCCACCGCCAUCCAAGAAGCUUUGGACCUGGACAGCAUCCAGAGCCACCACUGGUGCAUCCAAGGCUGCAGCGCCUACACCGGAGAGAACCUCUUGGCCGGCAUCGAUUGGCUUUUGGACGAUAUCUCCAGCCGGAUUUUCACCGCCGAAUGAGCAAAAAAAAGGGCGUGUGAUCCAUCAUUUCCCCAUUCCGCUAUAAUUCGGACUGCACUUCGGACUGAUUACGAAUAUGGCUUUUCCUACACUGCAGGGCACCACUGUCAUAGACUCCCCUUGGGGUUUUCCUCCUCCACCCCUUUUUCCCUCUGUGUGUCAUAAAAAGCUUAUUAAUAAAAAACUGUGAUGCUUGUUGUCAAA